AUGUCAUACUAUCCGCCCCCCGGUGGCCCUCCUCCUGGUCAGGCUCCAUACCAGCAAUAUCCACCUCAGCAAGGCUAUGGCCAGCAGUAUGGCGCUCCUCCCCAAGGAUACGCUCCGCCAGCUCCGCAACAGGGCUAUGGUGCUCCUCCGCAACAGGGCUACGGUGCUCCUCCGCAACAAGGCUACGGUGCUCCUCCGCAACAGGGAUACGGUGCUCCUCCCCCGCAACAAGGCUAUGGCGGCUACGGCCACCCACCGCCGCCUGCUGGUCAUCCUGGACAGUACSGAAAUGUCCCACCUCCGCAGCAGCCUUACGGGGCACCGCAAGCUUUUGGCCCUCCAGCAAUGCCAUCCCCGGGUUACGAUCUCCGCCAGCGCUCCAACGUCGAUGUCUCACGCGCUGCUGAUGAGCUGCGUGCUGCCAUGAAAGGGUUUGGAACCAACGAAGACAAGCUCAUCCGCACCCUUGCUCCUCUAGGCCCAUUGGAGAUUGAAGCCGUCAAGGUCGCGUUCCAGCAACGGCAUAAGCGUGAUCUGAUGAAAGACGUCCAUUCUGAAACUUCUGGUUAUUUCCGUGAGGGUUUAGAGGCAAUUAUUCGUGGACCGCUCGACCAGGACUGUCACGUCAUCAAGGAGGCCCUUGACGGGAUUGGCACGAAGGAGAGUGCACUURACGAUGCCCUUCUGGGACGAAGCAACGCCGAUAUGAAUGCCAUUAAAGCCCACUUCCAGCACAAGAACCGUAAGACAUUGGAGAGCGCGGUCAAGGACGAUUUGUCCAUGAAGACUGAGCGCAUGUACGACAUGGUCAUGGCUGCACGCAGAGCCGAGGAGUCCGAACCUGUCUUGCCUCAAAAUGUAGAUGCUUGGGUUAAGGAGCUCUACGAUGCGACUGAGGGUCGAAGCGGCGCUGAUCAAGUUCACUUCUGCGCGGUCAUAACUUCACGCAGCAACGGCCAGCUUCGCGCCAUUGCGCAAGCCUACAAGCACAAGUAUCAUCGAUCACUCGAGGAAGUCAUUCGAAAGGAGUUCAGCGGACACAUGGAAUCAGCCCUUCUCUUCAUUGUUGGCGCGGCUGUGGAUCAGGCCAAACACGAUGCCGAUCUUCUCGAAGACUCCAUGAAGGGUCUAGGCACCAAAGACCAAGCCCUUGUCCGAAGAGUUGUCAUGAUCCAUUGGGAUCGUCAACGUCUCCAGCAAGCCAAGGCAGCAUACAAGCACUUUUACAAGCGCGAUCUCGUCGAACGGAUCAAGUCUGAAUGCUCAGGAGAUUACCAGAAACUCAUGGCGUUGUUUGAAAUGUGA
This is a messenger RNA of Ramularia collo-cygni, 1305 nucleotides long. RefSeq names its product related to annexin XIV. The coding region runs from base 1 to 1305 and encodes 434 amino acids. The transcript has 4 exons. The record is from RefSeq and is a predicted model, not a curated record. Gene Ontology annotation, cellular component: cytoplasm. NCBI's taxonomy places the organism in Eukaryota, Fungi, Ascomycota, Dothideomycetes, Mycosphaerellales, Mycosphaerellaceae. Gene Ontology annotation, molecular function: calcium-dependent phospholipid binding; calcium ion binding.